Molecule: messenger RNA, 790 nt
Organism: Cyprinus carpio (common carp)
Lineage: Eukaryota; Metazoa; Chordata; Actinopteri; Cypriniformes; Cyprinidae
Gene: snrpd2
Product: small nuclear ribonucleoprotein D2 polypeptide
Biological process (GO): spliceosomal snRNP assembly; RNA splicing
Cellular component (GO): U1 snRNP; U5 snRNP; precatalytic spliceosome
Molecular function (GO): RNA binding
Source: RefSeq, a predicted model, not a curated record
AACCGGAACCGGAACUUACCUCUGAGUAAGGCGGCUCAGACCCGGAAGUGACUUUAACGUUGAGGAAACGUGAGGCGCCUGUGUGCAGCUGGUCUCAUUUCACUGAAAACAGUUGAAACGCUGAAACCUACUAAAACAUGAGUUUGUUAAACAAGCCCAAAUCUGAGAUGACCCCAGAGGAGCUCCAGAAGCGAGAGGAGGAAGAGUUUAACACCGGUCCACUUUCAGUGCUCACCCAGUCUGUGAAGAACAACACACAGGUUCUUAUCAACUGCCGCAACAAUAAGAAGCUGCUGGGCAGAGUCAAAGCGUUCGACAGGCAUUGUAACAUGGUUCUAGAGAAUGUCAAAGAAAUGUGGACGGAGGUGCCCAAGAGUGGCAAGGGCAAGAAGAAGUCAAAGCCAGUGAACAAGGAUCGAUACAUCUCAAAGAUGUUCCUGAGAGGCGAUUCAGUCAUCGUGGUGCUGAGGAACCCACUCAUCACUGGGAAAUAAACCUGACAUGUAACACGUCUGUUCAAGUACAGGUGAUCUCCUGGACACUCGUACACCAGCUCAGCUGUGAGCUCAACUCUCAUUGGCCGUGUUAAAGUGUUUGAGCAAAUUAAGUGCUUUGCACUCGAGGAACAGUACAUAUUUUUGAUUCGAAAUGUUUAGCAUCAUAAGAGAUUGUCUGGUCAAAGAAAAGAUACGAAGAAGAUGCCAUUUGAAACUUUUUUUUUUUUUUUGAAGUUGUAUAAAAAUUUGCUUUUUUUUUUCUAAAUAAACUUUUGGAUAUUCAAACCUUUAAA